UCCAUGAUGUCAAUAUGCUCAUGUAUUUGUGUUUAUAUUUCCUAAAAGAAAACAUGGAUGUUUUUAAAUGAAAAGAUACUCUUCAUGUCCGCGCGUGUGUCUCUCAGUUGUAAUUCUGUUAAGUUUGCAUAGUGCGAAUGCCGGAAGGCUUCCCUCCAACACCCUCACGACCACUGUUAUGAUGCAGUCAAGGGAUGAAGUUUUUUAAUGGGAUAUGCCAUUAAUCUGAUUGUUGUUGCUGGCGCUACUGUCGCAGUGCUAGUGGAGGGGAAGUCAGCUGGCACCGGCGUCGCGACGAAGCUUUGCCAGUCGACGUCAAGCGUCUAUUUGGGUUGCGUCGCAUCGCGUCACAAUUUUUUUAUAUUAAAAACUACAAAUGUGUUGUGUUGAUCUCGAUAGUGCUUUCGAUCUGUGAUGAGAACUACCCUGUAGUUUUUUAACAAAGCUCUUCGUGUUUUUUGAGUGUUGUGAUUUUUUGACAUGUUUUGGUGGUAGCGCUGUUUAAUUAUGAAAAGCCUUUUUCUUUUAGCCGCGUGCGCGUUCUCCGCGUGUCUGGCGGCUUGGCAGGAAAAUGUAAGGCCCAAGAUGUAUGUCCAAUUAGGUAAGAUGCCGAGCUUUGCUGAAAUGACCAAAGGAGCGGAAGACGACGUGCACCACUUCGUGGGGAACGAUACUCGCACCGACUACUUCCGGUUGAUGUUGCGAGAUGGAGACUCGCUGCUCGUGGGAGGACGGAACCUAGUGUAUAAUCUCAGUCUGUCGGAUCUGAACCAACAGCAGAAGCUGACGUGGUAUUCCAACGAACACGAUGCCAAGAUGUGUGUAAUGAAAGGGAAAGACGAGGAAAACUGCCAAAACUAUAUCAGAAUCAUGGCGAAAACUGCAGCGGGUCGCUUAUUGCUAUGCGGAACUAACGCCUUCAAGCCUGUUUGCAGGGAGUAUAAUAUUCUUAAUGGAAAUUACACGAUGGAAAAAGAAAAACCAGGUCAAGCUGUUUGUCCGUAUGAUCCCCACCAUAACUCCACAGCCAUUUACGUCGAUGGCGAUUUGUACACGGGCACGGUGGCCGAUUUCAGCGGAAUGGACCCUAUUAUCUACAGGGAGCCGCUACAGACGGAACAAUACGAUUCAAUGAGCCUCAACGCUCCUGACUUUGUCAGCUCCAUGACCCAGAAAGACUUCGUUUAUUUCUUCUUUCGGGAGACAGCAGUCGAAUAUAUCAACUGUGGCAAGGCGGUUUAUUCGCGCGUUGCGAGAGUUUGCAAGAAUGACAGGGGCGGACCGCACCGUUUUAGAAACCGCUGGACUUCGUUUCUCAAAUCCAGACUAAACUGCUCCGUCACUGGGGAGUUUCCCUUCUACUUCAACGAGAUACAGUCAACGACUGAAUUGAUUGAGGGCCAAUACGGCGAUGUUUACGCCCAAUUGAUCUACGGCACGUUCACGACACCGCCGAACAGCAUAUCGGGCAGUGCCGUGUGCGCCUUCAGUCUGCAGGACAUCACCGAUACGUUUGAAGGCAACUUCAAGGAACAGUCGGCCAUAAAUUCCAAUUGGCUGCCUGUGCAAAGCUCGAAAGUGCCUGAUCCGAGACCUGGACAAUGUCACAACGACAGCAGAACGUUGCCCGAUCUCACCCUCAAUUUCAUCAAAACACAUUCGCUGAUGGACGAAAGCGUGCCGUCGUUCUUCGGACAACCGAUCGUUAUCAGAACGAUUUUCCAUUAUCGCUUCACCCAAAUCGCCGUCGAUCCACAAGUUAAAGUGCCCGGAGGGAAAACUUACGACGUACUUUUUAUUGGAACUGAUAACGGUAAAAUAAUCAAAGCUGUGAACGGCCUGUCGGCGGAAACGCGCUACGGCGUCCGGCCCGUCGUGGUCGAAGAAAUCCAAGUGUUCCCAGUCCAUGUGCCUGUAAGAGGAAUCAAAGUGGUGCGAAAUUCCAAGAACGAAGGUCGUCUCGUCGUCAUUUCAGACGGAGAAGUGCAAUCCCUUCGCCUGCACCGAUGCGACAGCAAUAAAAUAUCGAGUUGCAGCGAAUGUGUCGCACUGCAAGAUCCCUACUGCGCGUGGGACAAGGUGCAGGGAAAAUGCAGGUCGCACGGCUCUGGUCGCUGGGGCGACGAGAGUUACUUUUUCCAAAGCGUCGCCACGGGCCAACACACUGCCUGUCCCCCGCCCAAGCUGGGCAAAGACGCUGGGUCAGUGGGCGGCUUGAGCUCCAGCCAACCCAAGUUCAACCAAGACCACCAGCCCAGCAAAGACCAGCCUGACGGGCAAGUGAUCAACAUUGUCCAAGACAAGACGUACGAAAGCAGCGAUCCGGCGGUUUCGGCCGCGGACACGCUGCCCGCCCAGUACUCGGUGGAGACCCUCAUCAUGGCGGUGGUGGCGGGGGCCGUGUCAGCCCUCGUGGUCGGCUUCAUCGCCGGGUACCUCUGCGGCAGGAAGUGCCACAAAGACGAAGACGACAACUUGCCGUAUCCCGACACGGAGUACGAGUACUUCGAGCAGCGGCAAAACAUGAACAGUUCUUUGCCGCUUUUCAGGAUACAAGCGGAGCCCAAGCUGCUGCCGCAGGAGGAGGUGACGUACGCUGAGCCAGUGCUGGUGCCGCAACCUCCACCAAAGCUACAUUCGCCAAAGAAUACACUUCGAAAGGGCCCUCAUCAAAAUAAUUCAGAGACCCUCUUCCAAUUUCAGACUGAUGCUGGCUACAAUGGCCGGGAUAAUUACCGAGGUCGUGAUAAUUUCGGCACCCUACGCUCACAUCAGGUUGGGUGAUAAUUAUAGGCGAGGUGAUGGCUUUGCAACCACUCGCAGCGUAAAGAAGGUAUACCUCUGAGAAAACAGUGAGGAGGGCGGAGUGGGUGCACGAAGUUUGGGACGGCCGCGCCCACCACGUUCGGGGCACAGUGCAUUGCCGACGAGCAGUGGAUCCUCCAGUUCCCCUUCGCCGCCCUCCUCAUCGCCAUCACCGACACCUCCCCGCACUGCCUCUUACAUAUACAGGGCUUAAGCGCCCCGCCAUACCACCCCCAUCCACGAACCCAAAAAAACCUUUUUCUAAGAAACUUGAUGUCUAAAUUUUAUAGAGAGAGAAAUCAAUAAGUGAUUAUACGUAAAUUGUUCUCUUGUUUCAGAGUUAAUAAUAUAUGAAAAAACCUUUGUUAUUGCUUGUUCCGACCGGAAUAGACAUUUUUAUAAGCAAAAUAAAAAAAUAAAAAGUCGUGAUUGUGGGUGGCAUGAGAAAUCGAUGGAUCUGAGACUCUAUAUUAGAAUACAGUAAAGAUAGCGACUAGUUUACACUUAAUGUGCGACAAGGAUAAAGUCAAAAGUAGAGGGUGCGCUAGUGUAGACCUAGGCAGUGUCUUAGACAGAUAGACUCGUUUAAGUAUUUUCAUGAUUAAUAAAGUGCUUCUUAUGAAUGUGUUAGGUAAGAAUGUCCGUAAUGAUAGAUUGUUAUGAUUUAGCAACAUUGUGAUUAGAUUGUAUAUUCUUUAGCUAUAAUGUUGUUCCAUCUGUAUCUUUGUUAUUGUAUACUCCAUAUUUUAUUACGAGAAGCCACCCACUUUGCCACUUGCGAAUUUCCGACCGCUCGCUCAGAGUAAAUAAGUUGCAAAGUGGGCAAGAUAUUAUUUCGUGCGAUUGAUUUCAUUCUCGAAAUUAAGCUAUUUUAUACAUUAACGCAUCUAGUAAUGUACAUAAGACUGAAAUAUAUAAUACUCCGUGUCCAAGUUUAGACAGUAAAGCUACUUUAUUCUUUCGGUUUUGUGCGCGUUAUCACAGUACAAACUUCCUAAUAAGCUUAGCAAGCUCGUGAAUAUUCGUAUAAUUUUUUAGUAAAAUAUUCUUUCUCAGCGAUGAAGACAAAGUAGUAGUCAUUGUUAUUAUUUUUGUUAUUUAAUUCUUUUAAUCUCAGUUUAGGUAUAUUUAUUUUUAUUGUUGCUCAAAUGUUUUAUACGCCGUAGAAUUAUUAGUGAAUGAAACACCAAUUGCGUUGUUGAUUUAUUUUGUGUUAUUGCUAUUUUUUCAACAAACUCAGUCAAUUUGUUAGUAAAUUUGUGAGGCAAAUUUAAAAUAACAUUGAGACACAUUUUUGUAUCAAACUUGUGCAUACAUAAUAUUGUGAUUGAAUACAGAAGUCAUGAUUUGUAGAGACUGUUGCAAUUUUUUGUUCAUAUUUGUAAAUAUUUUAUCACCUUUGUAAAACCAAAACAAUUAUUUUAAUAUCAUCAACACGACAAAAAAUUGCAAUAAUUGUUUGAUUUUUUUACAUUCUAGCAUUUUAACUAAGGUAAUUCCAAUAAUUAUAUUCAGCAUCUGUAUUUCCCAAAUUGUAUAAAGUUGUAGAUAGAAUUUUAAUAAUAUAGUAUACCUAGUCAAGUUGAAUAUUUAAAUAUUACAGAACUUUGGCACUCAGAUAUUUUAUAGAUUUUAGCGCUAGUUUUUUUUGAGUAUCAAAUUUUGGGGCAUCAAUUUGCAAUUUGUUUAAUUUUGUAAACAGUUUACAUAGAACAUAGUGUAAAGUGAAUUCUAAUAAUUGAUUAUCAAAUGAUACUUGCUUCCUCUGAAGGGAUACGCCCAGCCCCUACUGCAGAAAUCUGCAAUAUUGCUGUGCAACAAGCAUUUUGUAUCUUGUAAGGCUGCAGCCAGUUUUUUAAACAUUACAAUAUAAUUAUAUGAUAAUAGAAUAAUAUAGUUCUAGUUAGUUGAUAAGUAUAUUUGCAAAUUGUAUGUCUGCAGUUCGUACUGAUUCCAGUCUGAUUUGUCUGGAUGUUUGCCUAAGAAAGCCUUUAGCAUAUUAUAUAAACAUCGUUACGUCAUGCAAACAGUUAUAUAUUUAAACAUUCCAUAUUCGAUACAAAUGAAAUAUUUACUAAUUAACUUUGUCUGACAAAAAAUAUUUAAAUACUUUGUCAAUAUGUCUUAGAAGGUACGUUAAACUGGAAACCGAUUACAAUUCUAAAGAUAGAUUUAAAACGGCGCUGCGAACGACAGUUGUAAUUAUAUAAUAAGCCUUUCGCAGAUGUACUAUAUUUAAUAAAACAAUUAACAGUUUGUCCAGAACAUUAGUUGCUACACUUGUUUCUUGUAUAGAAAAACGCCCCCUCAUUUUACUUCUAAGAAGUACGACGUAAUACUUGAAAUUUUUAUAUCAUCUCAUUUGGAAAUGUCUUUGUAUAUUAAAUAUUCUGGGCAAAGUGUAUCAUACCCAUUUAAUGAUAUUGACUUUAGACAAACACAAUGUAUUCUUUGAAUAGAAAUAAAAGAAACUUAAAUAAAA
Messenger RNA from Tribolium castaneum (red flour beetle), 5287 nucleotides. RefSeq names its product Semaphorin 1a (gene Sema1a). The coding region runs from base 508 to 2784 and encodes 758 amino acids. NCBI's taxonomy places the organism in Eukaryota, Metazoa, Arthropoda, Insecta, Coleoptera, Tenebrionidae. Gene Ontology annotation, biological process: neural crest cell migration; negative regulation of axon extension involved in axon guidance; semaphorin-plexin signaling pathway. The record is from RefSeq and is a predicted model, not a curated record. Gene Ontology annotation, molecular function: semaphorin receptor binding; chemorepellent activity. The transcript is spliced from 16 exons.